ACAACGCAGGGUUAGGUUGUCAACUGUCUGAUUGGGAAAUAACAAACCAAACCACACAUUAGUGCUGCUGAGAGUCAAGAGAGAGUUCGACGUUUCACUGAGGGGUUGGGACGAAGACACGAGGCCAGCCACAAUAAACUGAAUCGCACGCCAAAUUGACUGCACUGUUGCGGUCUUAGCUGUUUUGAUAGAAGCUAGUGAAGCCAGUCAGCGAUCCAUCUAGCGAACCGCCAACCUUAUUGGGAAGUGCCGUGCAGAAGUCGGGGGUUGAGAUAGCGAUAAAAGAAAGGGGGGGUGUUUGUUCGACAAUCGUCUGACAAAGGAGCAGUCAGACAGAUUGCUGCUACUACUACUACUAGACGAGACGAAGCCGCAGACCGUGUUCAACACCGGUACAGUGACAUAUGAUGUGUUUGUGCUUUAUCAUGCCUUCUAGCACUCAUUGUUGUUGAAGCGUCUGCUAACUGUCUGUAGAGUCUCGGGUGUAGCAACGCCUGCAUGUAUGCUAGCUAGUUAGCCACAGUAGCUAGCUAGCUGAAUCAUUACAUUGGAUCUAACGUUAGCUAGCAGCGUGGAGCUACUGUCACGUUAUCUCGCUUCAACGUCGAAGACAAAAAACGAGCACAUUUGUUGUCAACUCGGAGGGAAAGCUGUUAACCAGAUAACUAACCGAGCGAGUUAGUGAAGAGCAACAUUUCCUCUGUUGAUAGCUACGCCUUGCUGUGUCAUGACAUUCAAGUGUAAGUGAAGUCCUUCCAAAGAGUAUGCAGGACAGGAAACGAUUUGGGAUAAGUAUAUAGCCAGAGGACAUUUUAAUCUUACAUUGAUUGAAGUUCGUAUCGACUGUAUCGGCUGCCCAAAAGGACUGCAUUUGGAGGUCAGUGUCAAAAGGAAGCCAGAAUGAAGAAGUUCUCCCGAAUGCCGAAGUCUGAGAGUGGCGGGCUGGGAGGCGGCUCCGGGUCAGGCUCAAGCUCUGGACUCAGCAACUAUUUCGGGAAAGUGUUCGCUGUGGGCCGGUUUCAAGUCACCGUGGAAGAACUCAUAGCGGAAGGUGGUUUCUCUGUGGUGUUCCUGGCCCGGACACACAGUGGCGUGCGCUGUGCUCUCAAGAGGAUGUACGUCAACAACGUCCCUGACCUCAACAUCUACAAGAGGGAAAUCACUAUUAUGAAGGAGCUGUCAGGUCAUAAGAACAUCGUGAACUACCUGGACUCUACCAUCAACUCAGUAGGGGACAGUGUCUGGGAGGUCCUUAUCCUCAUGGAGUACUGUAAAGCUGGUCAGGUAGUGAAGCAGAUGAACCAGCGUCUCCAUAAAGGGUUUACAGAGCCAGAGGUGUUGACCAUCUUCACUGACACCUGUGAGGCUGUGGCCAGGCUGCACCAGUGUAGAACGCCUGUCAUACACAGGGACCUGAAGGUAGAGAACAUCCUCCUGAGUGAUAAUGGGAGCUAUGUUCUGUGUGAUUUUGGAAGUGCUACUCACAAGGUGCUGCUCCCACACAAAGACGGAGUGACCGCCGUGGAGGACGAAAUCAAGAAGUACACCACCCUGUCAUAUCGAGCUCCAGAGAUGAUCAACGUGUACGCUGGGAAAGCCAUCACCACAAAGGCUGAUAUAUGGGCUCUCGGUUGCUUGUUGUACAAGCUGUGUUUCUUCUCUCUCCCGUUCGGGGAGAGUCAAGUCGCCAUAUGUGACGGAACCUUUAUCGUUCCUGACAAUUCCAAAUUCUCCUUGAAGUUGCACUGCUUAAUCAGAUAUAUGCUUGAGCCUGACCAUGAGAAGAGACCAGAUAUCUAUCAAGUCUCCUACUUUGCCUUCAAGUUAGCUGGAAAGGAGUGUCCAGUGCCAAAUCUCUUUAGCUCCCCUCUCCCCACGUCACUUCCUGAGCCACUGACAGCUAGCGAGGUUGUUGCUAGGAAGAGCAAGACGAAAGCCAGAAUCACAGAGUCCGCGGGCCCGACAGCAACUUCCAUCGCUCCGAGACAGAGGCCCAAGGCUGCCAACAGUAACGUGCUGCCCAUCCCUGUAGCCAACACAGCUGUCACCCCUAUAGCAGUGCCUGCCGCUGUCACGCCCGCCGCUGUCACGCCCGCCGCUGUCACGCCCGCCGCUGCCACGCCCACCGCUGCCACGCCCAUCACCCCUACAGCUGUCAGCAAUGGGCAGAAAGCUCCAACACCUGGUAACAGCCAGCCGGUUGCUCCACAGCCUCAGAUAGCCAACCGGGUCCUCCAACAGCUGCAACCUGGAGACCUGCGUCUGCAACAACAACUCCAUCAACAACAACAACAACAACAACUCCAUCCUGUCCAUCCACAGCAGCUCCAAUACCUCCAGUACCAGCAGGCUCUUCACCAGCAGGCCCUUCACCAGCAGGCCCUUCAGCAACAGGCCCUUCUCCAACAACAGAUGAUGAUGCAGCCCAUGUAUCAGCAACAACAAGCCCAGGCUCAGGCCCAGUAUGCAGCCAUGAUGCACCAGUACCAACAGGCCUUUGCACAGCAGCAGCAGCAGCAACAUCAACUACAACAACAGCAACUCCAGCAACAGCAACAGCUACAACAGCAUCAACAGCAUCCCACCCAGCAGCCCAAUGUGACCUCCCCGCUAGAGUUCCAGCUUCCUUUGGGCUCUUUUAUCUCGGCUGGGUCUGGGGUCAGCCCUGUGGUCGUGGCUGGGCCUGCAGUUGGGGCUGGGGUUGGAAAUGUGACACCUUCCCCUGUUGAGGCUCCAUACACUAACACCAGCAGAAACCCUCUGGUGGACCUAAAGGUGACCACCCCUCCCCUCCAGACCCUGGUCGCUCCCCAGAGCCACCCUCCUGACAUGUCCCGCUGGAACCCCUUCGGAGAGGACAACUUCUCCAAACUCACAGAGGAGGAACUUCUGGACCGCGAGUUCGACCUCCUCAGAGCAACAGGUAAACCCGUGGAGAGAACCACUAGCAUGGAGGCAGACCGACCGCUGCAGCCAAUCACCUCCGCCGCAACCGCCAAGCCCCUCCUCCCUGAAUACCUGUUUGGCUCCGCCCCAUUCCUGGCUAGCGCAGGUUCUAGUGUGAUGAUGACAGAUCAGCCUGUCGAAGAGCUCAGUAUCCCAGUCGCUGCUCCUGUCCCUGUCCCUGUGGGCCAGCCAGCCCUUGAGGAACAGCUACAGCAACAUCCUGCCAGGGAGCACAAACCAAGCAGGAGGAGAAACUCCUCCGCCGGCAGCUCACAGACGACCCGCAAACCACCGGGCGGCGAAUCGGACAGCGACUUCGAGUCUGACCCUCCUUCCCCUAAAAGCAGCGAGGAGGAAGACGAGCCGGAGGAGGACGAAGGGCUGAACAGCGAGCAAGAGCAUGGAGAGUUCUUCAACGAACUGGACAAUGUGGAGGAAACGGAGACGCUGGGCCAGAGGCCUCUGUUAAUGGACUCGGAGGAGGAGUACGACAAACACAGUUCCGACUCUGACUAUGAACCCAGGAAAGCUAAGGGAGGACGAUCAAAGAGGCUCCCAGGAGGUAAAGGAGGGGCAGUGGCUGCUGCGGCUACUGUCUCCCAUGAGGGAAGUCCGAGAGGGGAGUCGGAGGCCACGCUGAUCACGAUCACACCUUCCGAGUCGCCCGGUGUGGCUGCUGUUAGAGCUCCCCCUAGUGGUGGUGGGAUCAAGGACAUAUUUGGUGCCGAUGUGUUUUGCGCGGUGCCCUUCUUUCCCCCUGUGGCGUCCCCCACAGAAAGCGCAGACAUCUUCUCCGCGGCUCCGUUCAGGCAGGUGAGCCAGGAGGCUGUGGUCAGCCAGACCAUGGAGGAGUUUGACGUCUUUACAAAGGCUCCGUUCAGCCGGAACCUCUCCAAAUCUGGCAAGACCGGCAGCAGCGAUGUCCCCAUGGGUCAGACCCCGCCGGUGUCCCCUGACAGCAUCGAUCCGUUCGGCUUCUCCCCCUUCCAGCCCGGCCCCACGGCCCCGCCACCAACCACCUCCAGGAGCGCCGAGGACAUCUUCCGUCCGGCCUUCGAGGAUUUGGCCAGCCCCCAGCAGCAGAGGCUGAAGCAGCGCAGCCUCCAGAAGCUGUCUUCACGGCAGAGGAAGCUCUCUGGCGGCACCGACGGUGGCAGCAACGGCAAGCGCCACCACGGUACGCCCACCGGUGGCCGCAAGAGCAACAAGCCCAGCUUCCGAACCCCCGAGCGCGUCCGCCGGCACAAGAAGGUCGGCAGGAGGGACUCCCAGAGCUCCAACGAGUUCCUCAGCACCUCAGACUCCAAGGAGAACAUCAGCAUCGGCAGCGUAACGAUGGCCGACACCGACAAAGACAAAGGCGCUUCCCUACCUAGCCUUCCUGGUGAGGUCGACCCCAUCUUGGACCCCUUCGGUGCCAAACCCUUCGGUCCUCAAGAUGGCAGCCGACUCAACCAGGGCCAGUACCAAGGUCUGAUGGACGGCAAGACAGACAUAGUUUCGGCCAAUGGCAGGCCUCAGACCAGCUCCCUCCACGGCGCGCUGGGGGAUGGGAACAUCAUGGAUGACUUUGGGGCGGUGCCCUUCACAGAACUGGUGGUCCACCCCGGGCAACAGCAGCCGUCUCAGCCGGUGGAGCUGGAUCCUUUUGGGGCUGCGCCUUUCCCCUCCAAACAGUGAACGUCUCGCUAGUCUUCCCGCCACAAACACACUCAUGCGCUUGUCUUUCUCAAUCACAUCGCUGUGUUACACCAAGCCUAUGCAGUCCUGGGGAUGAAUUCCCUUCCAAGGGAUGGCAGCUAGAUUGGUGGUGUGACAGUUGAUGAUCUUUUCAGCCAAAUUAAACUGAUAUCGGCAAUGGCUCUAAUGACUCUGCUCUUAAGUGUUUCCAAUGUUGUUGUUUCCCCCCCCCCCCUCUAAAAAUAUAUUUUAACACGCUAAUAACUGGACUAAAUCUGUGGAGGACGAUUUCAGGUUCUGUAUGCAUUUACUUCCGCCUGUACCUGUUUUCUAACAAGCCUUUUUUAUGCUGCAUCACAAUGCGUGUCUCUGGGCAUCGAGACAUUCGAACAGGAGAGACGGAGAUCGUACUGUGACAAACAAGCUCGCUCAGCGUCCGACUGCUUGAGUUGCUGCAAAAAAACAAACAAUUUUUUUGUAUAGAUUGUGGCCUCCUUCAAGAUCUACCAAUAAGAUUGAUUAAUUUAGCACCAUAAAGCCUUAUAUGGGCAUGGCUCCGCCCUGCUGCACAGUACCUCGGAAACCGUUGCCUAAGCGAAUGGCUAACGUUGCCCUUUUGUGUCAACAGAAUGGGUCGUUUCAGAGUAGGCAUUUACCACUUUAAUAUUUCACCCUACUUAGACCUUUUUCUAUGCAUUUUUUUUUUUUACAUUUAGAGUCUACUUGUAGACACAUAGCGAUUAAUGUUUUUGGUUUCGUGAUUUUUAUUGCAUUCUUUAAUACUAGAACUAAAGGGAUUUUGGUUCUGUUUCUUUUUAAAGGUUGCUGUUUUAUGAUUUAGGACAGUUUCAAUGUUAGUUUGUUUCUAUACUUUUAGCAUUACAACUGUGUCAGUAAAGUUCUGUUCUAUUUUAAAAAGUGGAGUGUUAUUUUACCUUAACCCAAUUUUUGAGUCAUGACAGAUUCUUUUUGAAUAAAGAGGAAAAACACAAGUCCUCCUACAUGGUGAAACUGAAUCUACCGAUAUGACUACUUCCACCUCUUCCUAGUCCUGAAACAGACUCCUAUCUCUCAUCGAUUGGUAACACAAGCCAUGCAUUCAUAAAGGGAAAGAGGGUCUAAAGAAAUAUCGUAGUACAACUUAGUCUAUUAGGUCGUGUUUAAAUGAACGCUCUUUCAGCGUCAACUCUUCCAUUGUCUGGUAAUUAUAAAACCAAUGUUACAGAAAUAAAGAUAUUUACCUACCGUAGGCACUUAAAACAACAGCUGGUAGCUGCCUAUGGAAGCCAUCGGUUAAUAUUUCAUUUAACAACUUUCCAUAAUUUUUAUUUAUCAUGCUAUACCGCUGUCUAAUGCAAUAAAAAAAAGUUGGAUUAAAAUGUGUGUGUGGUCCUUGGAAAGGCAUGUAGCGCACAUUUAGAGCCUUCUGUAUUCCAAUAUUGAUUUUAUUCAUAACUCAAGUUCUAGUAAUAAAAGUCAAACAUACAAAAACAAAGACGGACUACAAAAUGGGUUUUUAGACACUUCCAAGACCAGGGCCUGUAUUCUUACGUCUCAGAGUAGGACUUGCUGAUCUAGGAUCGUUUUUUAAGAUUAUGAUAAUUAGAUCAGCAGUCCUACUGCGACGCUUUAUGAAUACACGCCCAGAUCCCUUGUGCUAACGGAAACCAUUGCAUGUAUAAACCUGCUCCAAAAAAAAAAAAUGGUAGUAUUUAUAAAUAUUGAGCAAAAUUAAAACACGUCA
Coregonus clupeaformis (lake whitefish) is the source of this 6370-nucleotide messenger RNA. Its product is annotated as BMP-2-inducible protein kinase. The record is from RefSeq and is a predicted model, not a curated record. The transcript is spliced from 16 exons. Bases 901 to 4626 code for a protein of 1241 amino acids. Lineage: Eukaryota; Metazoa; Chordata; Actinopteri; Salmoniformes; Salmonidae. Gene Ontology annotation, molecular function: ATP binding; protein kinase activity. Gene Ontology annotation, biological process: protein phosphorylation.